This is a messenger RNA of Camelina sativa (false flax), 2177 nucleotides long. It is a transcript of the gene CYCD1;1, whose product is annotated as CYCLIN D1;1. The record is from RefSeq and is a predicted model, not a curated record. NCBI's taxonomy places the organism in Eukaryota, Viridiplantae, Streptophyta, Magnoliopsida, Brassicales, Brassicaceae.
GAAACGGUAACCGUCUCUGUUUCAUUUCCAACAACAAAACACUUUUAUUUUUAUUUUAUUUUAAAAAAAAAAGAAAACACUCAGCUCUGCUUGGUGGUGUUUAUUUAUACAUCCAAACAAAAUGAAUAUGUUAAAAACCUUUCUUCACUCUUCUCUGCUCUCCACACACACACAAAACACAAUAUUUCAAAAUUUCUCAUUUCACACCUUUCUCUCUUCAUCUUCUAGAUCUCAUCCUCUUUUUUUUUGUUCUCCGGUUUGGUUAUGGAGAAAUCAGAAUGAGAAGCCAUCACCGUCUUCUCUGGACGAUUGUGUACUCAUGUCUGUUUCCUUCUAUAAAGACUCUAACGAUAUGGAUUUGUUAUGCGGAGAAGAUUCCGGUGUGUUUUCAGGCGAAUCGACGGUUGAUUCCUCGUCUUCCGAAGCUGAUUCGUGGCCGGAUGAUUCCAUCGCUUGUUUUAUAGAAGACGAGCGUCACUUUGUUCCAGGACAUGAUUAUCUCUCUAGGUUCCAAUCUCGAUCUCUCGAUGCUUCCGCUAGAGAAGACUCCGUCGCUUGGAUUCUCAAGGUACAAGCGUAUUAUAAGUUUCAGCCUUUAACGGCGUACCUCGCCGUUAACUACAUGGACCGGUUUUUAUACGCUCGUCGAUUACCGGAAACGAGUGGUUGGCCAAUGCAACUUUUAGCUGUGGCAUGCUUGUCUUUAGCUGCUAAGAUGGAGGAAGUUCUCGUUCCUUGUCUUUUUGAUUUUCAGGUUGCAGGAGUGAAGUAUAUAUUUGAAGCAAAAACGAUAAAGAGAAUGGAACUUCUUGUUCUGAGUGUGUUAGAUUGGAGACUAAGAUCCGUUACACCCUUUGAUUUCCUCAGCUUCUUUGCUUACAAGAUCGAUCCUUCAGGAACCUUUCUCGGGUUCUUUAUUUCCCAUGCCACUGAGAUUAUACUCUCCAACAUCAAAGAAGCUAGCUUUCUUGAGUACUGGCCAUCGAGUAUAGCCGCAGCUGCGAUUCUUUGUGUAGCCAACGAGCUCCCUUCUCUAUCCUCUGUUGUGAAUCCCCACGAGAGCCCUGAGACUUGGUGUGACGGAUUGAGCAAAGAGAAGAUUGUGAGAUGUUAUAGGCUGAUGAAAGCGAUGGCGAUAGAGAAUGACCGGUUAAACACACCAAAAGUGAUAGCAAAGCUUCGAGUGAGUGUAAGGGCAUCGUCGACGUUAACAAGGCCAAGUGAUGAAUCCUCUUUCUCAUCAUCUUCUUCUCCUUGUAAAAGGAGAAAACUAAGUGGCUAUACUUGGGUAGGUGAUGAAAAAUCAAACCUCUAAUUAAAACGUGUGGGGGAGUAAAGAAAAAAAACCUAGAAAGAAAAAAAAAACCUCUUAUGGUCAAGUAGAGUAUAUUUUUUUUUUUAUAACAAGUACAUAAAUAAUAAGGGAGUGAUGGAGAGAAGAUUCUAAGAAGUUAAAGUAAAAGUGUUUAAUUGGGUGAGUUGAAGUAAUUUUAGAGUGUUUCCAUCCAAGGGGAAAGAAUAAGAGUUAAUGAAAUAGUUUUGGCUACAACUUUUAUGGAAAGGGUAAGUAAAUUGGGUUUUGGGGGGUUGGUUGGUUGGUUGGUUGGUUGGAUGGGAGAGACAAAGCUCAUCAUUAAUGGCAUUUGCAGAUUCCCAAGAAAAGCAAAUGAGUGAGUGUAGACCACACGUGUAAGAGAAGAAAAAUGAUCAUGUGAGUGAGUGUGAGUGUGUGUGCGUGUGAGAGAGAGGGAGCAUUUGCAUUAGAGUCCGUCGCAGAACAUGUACUGAUGGAUAAGACAGGGGGGAGCGUUUGCAAAAGAUUUUUGAGUGGAGAGCUCUUUGUCUUAAUGGAUCGCAGCAGUUUAUGGACCCCCUCACCUCAGCUUCAAUCCUCAUCAGCUAAAAAAAAAAAUCAAGUUGCGAGUAUAUAUUUGUGUUUUUUUUUUUUGGAUUUUAAGAUUUUUGAUUCGUUUGUGUGCGACUUCACGUGCCGGAGGCGUGUGUCUCACGUGUUUGUUUUUUUUUCUCUUCAAAUCUUUUAUUUUUGGCGGGAAAUUUUGUGGUUUUGAUUUUUAUACGUAUGCCGUGGACUCCAAAUGAGUGUUGCCACGGUGCGUUUUCGUAACGUAUGCAUGCGUGUAAGGUUUCACGUGUGUAUGUAUGUGUUUUUCUUUUAA